UGAAACGGUAACACCUAUUUUUCAUGUCACGUUGAGCACGAUUACAAUAUAAUAUGUACGUAAUGUAUACUUCCAAAUCAAAUAACAGAAGUAAAAUUAGCCUGAUUGCGGAAGCGAAAGGAACAGCGACAACAUAAUUUGUAUUUUGCUUAUUACGAAGAGUACGUGAACGCACCACAAGGGGCGGGAACUCCAGUCAAGUGUCCACCAUUGUUAAUAUUCCAUCUAACGUGGAGGGACAAAAGUUCACCCGCCGUUACCUAAAAAAAAAGUGUCCCCAUACACUUACUUCCGUCUUCUUUCUGUCCGGGUCUGCGGCGUCAUGUCGGCAAGCUGGUGGAGCAGCGCGGCGGUGACCCACUGCCUCAUGGCUCUCUUCGCUAUGGGGUCCUGGAUUUCCGUCAACAGUCUGUGGGUCGAGCUCCCAGUGAUCGUUGGAGAUAUGCCCGAAGGUUGGAACUUACCCGCCUACCUGUCAGUGCUGAUAGCCUUCGGGAACCUGGGUCCAAUUGCCGUAACCAUCACCCAUCACUGCGCCCCAGGCCGUCUAAACGAGCGCCUGGUCAUCCACUCCAUCCAGGCGUUGGCGGUGGUGGCGUCCGCCCUGCUGGCCAUCUUCUGGGCACACAAGGUGGUGGUGGCCGGGGAGGAGAGGUCCGUGCCCUUCCUCAUUUUCACCUUUGUGCUGUCUCUUGUCUGCUGCACGUCCAACGUCACCUUUUUGCCCUUCAUGUUCCGCUACCCGCCGCAGUACAUUCGGACCUUCUUCAUCGGGCAGGGCUUGAGCGCCCUGUUCCCGUGCGUGGUGGCGCUGGGGCAGGGCGUCGGCAAGCUGGAGUGUCAGAGUGUCAACGGCACCACGGAGCCGCAUUAUCUCAAAGAGCGUUUCCCGGCGCAGAACUUCUUCUGGUUCUUGUUUGUCAUGCUGUGCGUUUCAGCUUUGAGUUUUCUGGCGUUGACGCGGCGGUUGGUGGAUGUGUCGCAACAGGACGCUCCUCCCCCUUGUCCUGACGCUGUGUCCACUCCGGUUAAGAGUGUGGACGAGACCCACCCCCUGAGCAACGGAGGAUCACAAGUGUCCGAGGAGCACGUGCAGCUGCAGGAGUCAGCACCCGCACGGACAUUUUGGACAAUGCACAACAUCUACUUGCUGGCGUUGCUCGCCAUCUCCAACGCUCUCACCAACGGCAUCCUGCCGUCCGUCCAGAGCUACACCUGCUUGCCGUAUGGCACCAUGACCUUUCACCUCUCUGUGGUUCUGGGGAACAUUGCCAACCCUCUGGCCUGCUUCAUCGCCAUGUUUGUGAUCCUGAGGUCCUCAGCAGGGCUGGGUUGCUUGUCUUUGGCUGGUGUAGUCUUUGCUGCCUACCUCAUGGCUUUGGCGGUCAGCAGUCCGUGUCCUCCACUAAUGAACGCUGCUGGGAGUGCGUUGGUGGUGCUCUCCUGGAUCAUCUUCACAGGCCUCUUCUCCUACCUGAAGGUGGUGAUUGGCACGUUGCUGCACGAGGUGGGUCACGCCGCCCUGUUGUGGUGUGGCAUCUCCAUCCAGGCGGGCUCCCUGGUGGGCGCGCUCACCAUGUUCCCGCUGGUCAACAUCUACAGUGUCUUCAAAAGCUCACAGGACUGCAAGAACAUGUGCUCUUAACGAGAUAAGAACUUUCAUUUUUCUAUACGACACACACAGACAGAUCCCACAGGAGCAUCAGCUGUUUAUUGAUGCAUGUUCCACGCCGUCUUGGCCUCAGGAGUUCCACCAAACUGGACCGCUUGUCUGAUAAUGGCAGCAUUGUGUUCCUUCACACUGACCGAGGGGCUGCAACGUGCAGUAAAACCACGAGAAUGAACCUGGGCCGACGAGGUUGCUCACUGUGGGGCCAUGUGACAUUAUUUACUCAGGGACAUAGCGCUACAAGCUGCACUUAUUAAUUCAUACAUUCAUACAUUAAUACAUUUGGUGCACGUUUUACAGAAGAAAUUGCCUUAACUUGAAGGAAACUUGCUUGCUAACAUUAUUAAUAAUUUGUCAACGCUGGUCUAUUGUUUGCCUUAGAUUACAUGAUGUAUGUCACAUCAGAUGACUAAUAUUAUAGAUGUGCUUUUUUCACCUUUGUAUUUAUUUCAAUGAAUAAGGCAUUUAGGUAGCGUUUUUGUAUAUUGAAUAAUAAUGAUACUUCAUUCAAAGGGGACCUAUUAUGCAUAUUUUUCGGACCCUUGUAUUGAGUUGCGGACUAUAGAUCAGCUACACACAAUAACCCGCACAGAAAGAAUUCUAGAUCUUCCAGAAUCUGCACCUACUCCAGCUGCAUUUCCUUGGAUUUCCAUUAAGGUCUGUUUUUCAUUUAUUCCGCCCAUGUCCUGUCUACCGGCACAGGCAGUCUUCUAUGAUUGGUUACAUUCCCAAAGACUUCCCGACUAAAACCCCACUUUCUAAUUUUAGGAGUUCGGAAUAGGAGUUGAUAAAAAAUGAAUAAACCCCUUUGGAGCGCUACUUGAAACGUGGUUACUGGUAGUUUUUUGCGGGACUACCUGUGUUUAAAGAACUGGGGCGGACCACUGACUUGCGGUGGGAAAAGGCUAUUAGCAACAAAAAUACAACUUACCUAAUAAGUGUCCACACUGCGGCUGUACCUAAUGAAGUGACUAAUGGCUGUGUGUUAAGUUAAAAGGUCCUAUACUCUCCAUAAGACAAAAAACCCUAAGGC
Molecule: messenger RNA, 2702 nt
Organism: Doryrhamphus excisus (bluestripe pipefish)
Lineage: Eukaryota; Metazoa; Chordata; Actinopteri; Syngnathiformes; Syngnathidae
Gene: slc52a2
Product: solute carrier family 52 member 2
Biological process (GO): riboflavin transport
Cellular component (GO): plasma membrane
Molecular function (GO): riboflavin transmembrane transporter activity
Source: RefSeq, a predicted model, not a curated record